CCGAUCGUUCUUGUAUAGGUUAUAAUCGAAUCAAAGUGAUUCGAUCGAGCGUGAUCGACACUUCAAACAGUCAUAACAUAAUAAUCAUAAUAAAAGUUUUGGUAUUACAAAUACGAAAAUCGUUAUUCAAUUGAGAAAAAAAUUAUUUUAACAUCUUACAGUCGUGGUUCUAUAAAACUCGAAAUAAAUAGAUUGUUUGCAAAUCAUCAAUAUGCCUGGAGUGGAUAAAUCAGCUGAGGAAAGUGGAAAGGCUCCUAUUGCAGCUAUCUGUGCACCUCCGAAUAAUUCUAAUAAUGGAUCUAUACCUCAACCAAGACAACCGAAUAGCUUGCAAGGACUUUUGCGUUUCGCAAUGUCAGCAACUGAAAACGGAUCCUUGGAAAGUAAAUUUCAACCGAUGGAUGAAGAGAGGAAGAGAUUUCUUGAAACAGCUUUGAGAACAAUGACUAUAAAUGUAGUGGAAGUUUUACAUAGACAGAUAGAAAUUUUGAUGAAAGUUGAAACUCUUAAGGACGGAGAUGAUGUUUCAAAUUAUUUGGAUGCCUUCGAGACUAUCAUGGAGUAUAUUGAUAAUAUUGAUAUAGCUAAUGAUUUUCAUAAAAUUGGGGGAUUUGUGAUACUCAAGCCUUGUUUGAACUGUAAAAACGAUAAAAUAAGGUCUGCCGUAUGUGGACUGAUUGCUGAGCUCUGCCAAAACAAUCCAUACUGUCAGAAAAUUAUAAUUGAUCAUGAAUUUGUCCCAAUACUUGUGAAUAUAUUGAACAAGGAUGAAGAUCAAGUUGGUGUCAAAUGUAUUUAUGCAUUGAGUGCUAUUGUGAGAAAUAAUGAAGAAGGAUUAUCCCAACUCAUCAGAUAUGGUGGUCUCAAUGUACUUUUAAAAACUCUAAAGAAAGAAGAUGAUAAAUUCCGUACUAAGACAGCAUUUUUAUUGAACUCACUCUGUAGAUCAGAGCCUGAUUUCAAAAGUAGGUUGAUAUUUUUGGAAAUAAUCCCAAUUCUUAUAAAUUUGAUAUCUCAAGAAAGGAAACCUAGUUCGGAACAUAUUUUAUCAUUGCUUUUGUCUUUAGUAGAGGAUAAUGCUACAGCUCUGAAUGAUUGUAGAAAUCCUGAAUAUAAUUUUAAGGAAAUUUUGCAAAAUUACAUUUCAAACAUUGACAACAAAGAAGAAUUCCAGGAAGAAAAAGAGUAUUGUAAGAGGUUGAUGCAUUUGAUCUUCAUAUGAUACAGAAUUUUCUGAAAGUUUUGUUCCAUGGUUGUUACAAAUCUUUCAGCUGGGGAGUAUACCAAAUCUUCCUUUUUUUCUUGAAAUUUUCUUUAUUAUAUUAAUUUCUCAAUAUUUGUAUAUGAUAAUAUAUGUGUCAAAACGCAUUUAGAUUCAAUUGUUCUUCUUAUAAAACUAACUGUUGUAAGUAAUUAAAAGGUAUUUCAAGUUA
Molecule: messenger RNA, 1433 nt
Organism: Harmonia axyridis
Lineage: Eukaryota; Metazoa; Arthropoda; Insecta; Coleoptera; Coccinellidae
Product: hsp70-binding protein 1
Exons: 6
Coding region: 212-1222 (336 amino acids)
Source: RefSeq, a predicted model, not a curated record